AUGUCGCAGUACCCCCUGUCGAAUAAACUGCUCAACCAUCAUCCGCAGGAGAAUCUUCUUCCAGUGAUGGCAGUGUCCGUUCCCGCAAGCGUUGCAGGAGUGCUACUUCGGGCGGCCACACCCGGCGAAUACAGUCCGCAACCAUGCAGUGCCAGCAAGUUGACCAGCUGUCAAUCGUGUGACACCCUUUGGCUCUGCCUGGGUGGAUUAUUCAGCAUGUUGAACCUCACCCGGAAGUGUCCCUCGUCGACGCCGUACUGCAAUCAGAACGGUGGCGGAACGGCAACCUGCAAGGCGACUCCCGAUUAUCAGUGCCUGUCGUCGGUUUCUUCGGACGUUGGGUUUGCGUGCACGGGGACAGGGUUCUUUCCGGAUCUGGAUUCGUGCCAAAAGUAUUACUAUUGUGAAAGUGAAGGUGGAUUGCCACAGCAGUAUCAGUGUCCAAGUGGGCUUCGGUAUAACAGCAAGAGUAAAACGUGCCAGAGGUUUUUCCUAGGACGAUGCCAAACGGUGAAGUGUGAUGUCAGUAGUCAAAAUGUGUUUGCACCGUAUCCGCUGGAUGAUUCGUACUAUGUGUACUGUCAGUAUGAUUAUAGUUCGGGGAUUCCUACGGUGAAGAAGACGUACGUUUUGUCGUGUGGCACGGGAUCCAGGUUCAAUGCUCAGACUCAGCUGUGCGAGUUCCAGUGCAGGAGAGUUGGAGUGUACGUAAAUACUGCCAAUCCGAGUCAGUACUUCUCCUGUUCCCGAGUGGGUUUCGGCUGGCAGGCGAAGGUGUUGACGUGCAAGAAGGGGUACAUAUUUGACGAAGCAUUGAAGCGCUGCAACCGGGAUCCGGAUGCGGUGACGAAUCUGAGCACUCCAGAAAUAACUCCGACAACUGAAUUGAGUACCAAAGAAAUUCCAUCGACAGCUGAGUUGAGUACUCCAGAAAUAUCUUCGACAACCGAUGUGACCAGCCCAGAUGUUCCUCCAACAACUGAAAUGAGUACCACAGCAAUUUCAUCAACAACUGAAUUGAGUACUCCAGAAAUUUCUCCGACAACCGAAAUGAGUACCACAGAUAUUACUGCAACUACUGAAAUCAGUACCACAGAUAUUUCAUCGACAACAGAUCUGAGCACUCCAGAAAUAACUCCGACAACUGAAGUGAGUACCACAGAAAUCCCAUCGACAACUGAGCUGAGUACUCCAGAAAUAACUUCGACAACCUAUAUGAGCACCACAGAUAUUACUCCAACUUCUGAGAUGAGUACCACAGAAAUUCCAUCGACAACUGAAUUGAGUACCCCAGAAAUUUCCCCGACAACCGAAAUGAGUACCACAGAUAUUACUCCAACUACUGAAAUGAGUACCACAGAUGUUUCAUCGACAACAGAUCUGAGCACUCCCGAAAUAACUCCAACAACCGAAAUGAGUAUCACAGAUAUUACUCCAUCUACUGAAAUGAGUACCACAGAGAUUCCAUCGACAACCGAUGUGAGCACCACAGAAAUUCCAUCAACAACUGAGUUGAGUACUCCAGAAAUCUGA
Molecule: messenger RNA, 1533 nt
Organism: Ochlerotatus camptorhynchus
Lineage: Eukaryota; Metazoa; Arthropoda; Insecta; Diptera; Culicidae
Exons: 4
Coding region: 1-1533 (510 amino acids)
Cellular component (GO): extracellular region
Molecular function (GO): chitin binding
Source: RefSeq, a predicted model, not a curated record